AUGCCAAAACAAAAAGCUCCUAAGGGUGCAUCAAAUGAUGCAUCCUCUGCUUCUGCAAUCAAUGAUCCUCGAUUCUCGAAUUUCACUACCGAUCCGCGAUUUCGACUCCCUUCUAAGAAACAGACCAGAACGAAGAUUGAUAAACGAUUCUCGCGCAUGCUGAAAGAUGAUGAUUUCUCCAAUUCAGCAAAGGUGGAUCGAUAUGGAAGGAAAUUGAGUGGCAGUGGAAAGAAGAAGGCGCUGGAGAGAUUGUAUGUUGAUGAGGAUGAAGAAGACGAGGACAGUGAAAGUGACGAUGAGAAUGAGGGCGGAGAAGACGUGGAGGUGGAGGACGACGAGGUAGUAGAAAAGGAACUGAAAAAAGCGGCUGCGGGAUAUGAUCCUGCGAGAGGUGGUGGUUUUUCUUCUUCGGAAGACGAGGAUGAGGAUGAAGAUGAAGAUGGAGGAGUGGAUAUUGAAGAGGAAGCUACUUUUCCAGAUAUGCAAGCAGAGCAGCAGGCAGUCGAAAUGGGAGAGGUUUCUUCGAGAAUAGCGGUAGUCAAUCUGGAUUGGGACAAUAUUCGAUCGGUGGAUUUAAUGGCUGUUUUUCAGAGUUUCGUCAAUCCUGGCGGAAAGAUUCAUAAGAUUUCUAUCUACCAGUCUGAGUAUGGAAAAGAAAGGAUGGAACGAGAAGAAUUAGAGGGCCCACCAAAAGAGAUCUUCGCAAAGAAGCACGAAGAAGAGGAUGAGGAUGACGAGGAAACCGAUGACGAAGAAUUAGAGGAGAAAAUUAAGAAGGAUUUACAAAAGGCAGACGAUGGUAAUGAAUUCGAUGGCGCGGCACUACGACAAUACCAACUCGAACGACUACGAUAUUUCUAUGCCGUUGUUGUUUGUUCGGACGAGAAAACUGCAGAGAAUAUUUACCAGAAAUGCGACGGCACAGAGUAUUUGAGUUCCGCCAACUUUUUCGAUCUAAGAUUCAUCCCCGAUGGUACGGAAUUUGAUGAUGAACCAAGAGAUGAGUGUGAACAGGUGCCUGCUGGAUAUAAACCUACCGAGUUCGUUACAGAUGCGCUUCAGCAUUCCAAAGUCAAACUUACAUGGGAUAUGAACCCUGAGGAAGCAAGCCGAAAAGAUGCAAUCAAUCGAGCAUUCACAGGUAGUCGCGCAGAGAUUGGCGAAAACGAUUUACGAGCAUACCUAGGAAGUGAUUCGGAGGACGAUGAAGAGGUAGAAGAAGAGGCCGAGGAAAACGCGCCUAAACUAUCCAAGAAGGAACUUGAGAGGCAAAAGCUUCGCGCAGCUCUUGGACUAGGGGAUGAGCCAACCAAAAAGAAGAAAGACAGUGGCCCUGUUGGUGACAUGGAGAUUACAUUUACAGCCGGUUUAAGCGCCACCGCCAAGGGAAACGUCUUCGAAAACGAGCCCAUACCUAACGAAACCACAGCCGAAGCAUAUAUCCGUAAAGAGAAAGAACGCAAGGCCCGCAGGAGAGAAAAGGCCAAGGCUGUUCGUGAAGGAAGAGAUCCAAACGCUUCUGAUGAUGAAGAGAAAGAAGUCGAAGCCAAAGAAGAUCUUGGAUUCGACGAUCCUUUCUUUGCAACCGAUGAAGCUACCAAAUCCAAAGCAGCAAAAUCAGUACGCAAAGAAGAACGCAAGAAGAAACACGAUGCGAAACUUAAGGAAGCGGAAGAGAAGGCGUCGAAUCGUGCAGAGUUGGAAUUGCUUAUGCAGGACAAUUCGACGGACAAGGCAGAACAUCUGGACCAUUUCGAUAUUGCUGAGAUUCAACGCGCUGAAAAGGCGAAAAAGAAGAAGGGUAAAGGAAAGGGAAAGAAGGGUGAAGAAAUCGAGAGCAAGAGAGGAGGCCUACAAGAAAAUUUCCAGAUGGAUGUUGGUGAUGAGAGAUUCGCUGACGUCUUCAAGAAUCACGAGUAUGCUAUUGAUCCAAGCAAUCCAAAAUUUAAGGGCACAGAGGGUAUGAAGAAAUUGUUGGAAGAGGGAAGGAAGAAGAGAGGUGGAGAGGAUGACGCAGAGGUUGAAGUGAAGACGAAGAAUAAGAAGAGGAAGGUUGAGGGAGAGAAAGGGGAUAAGGCGGAUCUUAGUAGUUUGGUCGAGAAAGUCAAGAAGAAGUCCAAGAUCGUGAAGUAA
Molecule: messenger RNA, 2133 nt
Organism: Botrytis byssoidea
Lineage: Eukaryota; Fungi; Ascomycota; Leotiomycetes; Helotiales; Sclerotiniaceae
Exons: 1
Coding region: 1-2133 (710 amino acids)
Biological process (GO): rRNA processing
Cellular component (GO): nucleus
Molecular function (GO): RNA binding
Source: RefSeq, a predicted model, not a curated record